Messenger RNA from Blepharisma stoltei, 1118 nucleotides. The record is from the annotation of a GenBank genome assembly. Lineage: Eukaryota; Ciliophora; Heterotrichea; Heterotrichida; Blepharismidae.
AUGAGGUCUAAUCCACGCCCAGUAGUAGAAACCUCACAAGUCACUAUUUCAAAAGACCGCAAAGGACACAAGAUAAUUAACCAAUAUACAAUUAUUAAAAAAAUUGGAGAAGGCGCAUAUGCGACUGUGAAAUUGUGCAAGGCAAGAGAUGAUUUCUACGUAAAUAUAAAAUAGGCAAUGAAAGUCUUUAAAAAAGACAUGCUAAUGAGGAGAAGAGAUUUCUCUAACUCAGCUGAUGGAAGAAUGGUUGUUACUAAUGCACUUACUGAUGUAUAUAAAGAGAUCGAUCUUAUGAAAGAACUUAAUCAUCCCAAUGUGAUCAGAAUGUAUGAAAUCAUUGAUGACGUUGAAGGUGAAAAAAAAUUUAUUAAAGUUUUAUCUUAUUUUAUUAAAAAAUAAUGGGAGAAAAGCCCUUUAUUUUAUAAAAAAAUAGGAAUUAUUAAAAUUUAUAAUCAUUAAUUCAAUUUUAAAUGUUUUAUAUGAGUAAACAAUAUAUAGUUCUUGACUACUGUGAAAGAGGAUCGCUAAUGGACUGAAAUAGCAAUGAGCAUAGAUUUAUUACUCCAUGAACCAACAAAGAAAUAUCAGAAUCUCAGUUAAAAUCUAUAUUCCGGCAGCUAGUUCUGGCUGUCCGAUAUCUCCAUAUAAAUCAUAUCAUUCAUAGAGAUAUAAAGCCACAAAACGUUCUUUUGACCUCAAAAAACCAUGUAAAGCUGGCUGACUUCGGCCAAGCUUCGAAAUUUGAAGGCGAAAACGACAAUAUAAGGAAAACACAAGGGACAUAUCAUUUCCUAGCACCAGAGUCCAUCACUGAUAUAGAGCACUGCUCUGGAAGGGCCGCUGAUAUUUGGGCUGUAGGUGUUACUCUUUAUAUAGCAGUUUUCAAUAUUUUGCCUUUUUCUGGAUCUAGUAUUUCUGAGAUUAUGAAUUCUAUUGAAAACGAUGAGUAAGAUUUAGAUAGUUUGAUAAUACCUAACAUCCGACCAAUAUCUGCAGAUCUUAGAAAUCUGAUCCUGCAUGUACUUGACAAAAACCCUAGGACAAGAGUUACAAUUGAAGGUCUGCUAGUUGAUCCGUGGCUUAAUUCAGAAGGCCAACCAUUGAUGAGUUUAAUUUAG